AUGGCAAAAAAGAAAUUGAAAGAGCAAGAGAUUAUACAACGAACGUUGAAGGAUUAUGAUUGGCGCGUACGACCACGUGGUAGCAAUCUUUCUUGGCCAG
Acanthocheilonema viteae is the source of this 100-nucleotide messenger RNA. Lineage: Eukaryota; Metazoa; Nematoda; Chromadorea; Rhabditida; Onchocercidae. The record is from the annotation of a GenBank genome assembly.